AUGCUAGUCCUAGGCAUAGCUAAGAGAGAAUUGAUGAAAAAUGAUAUGGAAAUAUACAACAUAACUGCUAAAUACUUUGACACCUAUUCUAUUUCUGGACUAGAUACUAUUUCCACUACUUCUUAUGAAGAAAAUGCUGUUUGGGGUGAUGACAUUAAAACCUACGGAGAUGUUCAAAAGGCUAUGGGAAUGUGGCAUUUCAUAGGAAAUAAAGACAGUAACCCAUAUAAUCUUACUUUGUAUAAAGAUCCUAUGGCUGACUCAGAAAAUGCCUUAAACGCAUAUGCUAAUAUUGUUAAAACUUUGACUAAUAAAAAUUUCGUUGGCAAAAUUACUGAAUUCAAAGUGAGUAUGUUGAAAAUGCUUGUUCAUCUUGUUGGGGAUAUUCAUAUGCCUCACCACACUGGUACCUAUUACAACAAAACCUUUGUAAAAGAAAAAGGAAAAGAUAUCUAUUCUGGUGAUAAAGGAGGUAACAAAUAAAAAAUUCAGUUCUACACUUCAACUGGUAAAAAAGAAAAAACAGAUAUUCAUUUCUACUUUGACUCAUCUUGCUUCUUUUACACCUGGACUAGCAGACUAGUAAGACCUUUAAACGAAACUUUCAAAAUCUACUUCGAAAGAGAACUUGAAAGAAUUAUGGCUCAAUAUCCCAAAGAAUCUCUCAAUAUCAAUUACACAUAAACCUUUGACGACUGGGCUGAAGAAAGCUGGAACAUAGCUUUAACUGAUAUUUAUCCAUUCUUGAUGUAAAAUAAUGUAAUUCGUUAUGGAGAUGCGUUUUACAAUAGCAGCUUCAAUAUGAUUUAAAAGAGAAUUGUUGUUGCUGGGUAUAGACUUGCCCAUAAUUUAUAAACUAUUUUUGCUGCUGAAAAAGGAAAGAUAGAUUUGAGUACUUCCCUCUCAUAUGAAAGUGAAAAGACUACUAUUAUCAUUAAUAAUCAAAUUCCUCUCGAUAAUAAUACUUCCACUCAAUAUGAUUCUAAUAAAGUUAUGGCAGUUAUUUUUGGAGUCUUAUUUGGAUUAACACUAACUUCAUAUAUAAUUUUUAUGAUUUACUUUAAAAUAACUUAUUCUGCCAUAAAGUCUUAAAAUAAAAUUUCAUCAGAUUUCUUUAAUGCUAAGAAUGGAAAUAUGCAAAAAAUUCCAAGCACUGAAACUAAUGAAUAUAAAGCUUGA
Molecule: messenger RNA, 1179 nt
Organism: Tetrahymena thermophila SB210
Lineage: Eukaryota; Ciliophora; Oligohymenophorea; Hymenostomatida; Tetrahymenidae
Product: P1/s1 nuclease
Exons: 2
Biological process (GO): DNA catabolic process
Molecular function (GO): nucleic acid binding; endonuclease activity
Source: RefSeq, a predicted model, not a curated record